This is a messenger RNA of Perca flavescens (yellow perch), 980 nucleotides long. RefSeq lists its product as uncharacterized. Lineage: Eukaryota; Metazoa; Chordata; Actinopteri; Perciformes; Percidae. The coding region runs from base 69 to 698 and encodes 209 amino acids. The record is from RefSeq and is a predicted model, not a curated record. Gene Ontology annotation, biological process: T cell costimulation; immune response; cell surface receptor signaling pathway. Gene Ontology annotation, cellular component: external side of plasma membrane. The transcript is spliced from 3 exons.
UGUAAUAAGUGAACUCUGAGCUCAUGUGUUUGUGACUCUUCACCUCUGUCUCCUCUCACAGGGAGAAGAUGAUCUGCAGCAUCCUGCUGCUCAUCAUCCUGACCUCCUGUGUCUCUGGAACAUUUGUAGUGAAUGUGAACCAGACCUCCUAUCAGGCAGAGGAGAACCACCACAUCACACUGGAGUGGACCUUCACAACCAACCCUCACACUUCCUCCAACUCUCUUUUUAUCUUCUGUGAACUGAUAACUGAUCUCAAUAAUCCAGUCCUGUUUCAUCUCCAUGAAGGAGUUGAGGUCCCAGAGUCUCAGGAUGAACAGUUUGCAGGACGAGUCCAGUGGGACAAAGACGUCCUCAGAGAAGGACGACUCAGACUUCAUGUGUCCAGACUCAGGACUGAAGACUCAGGACUGUACGUGUGUGAUGUACUCACAAGUUAUGGGAGUAACUCUGGUAGAUGUUUGCUCAAUGUCACUGCAGCGAGGGAUCGGCCUGAACCUGAGACACCAAACACAACAAGUCCACCACAACCAGAGAGUCGGGGAAGGAUCGGUCUCUACUGUGGACUGACAGCAGCAGCUCUGCUGGCUGGUUGUUUCUGUUUAUUCAGUCAUCUGCUGAGAAACAACAUUUCUCCUCGGAGUUUGAAGGUGGAUUUGCAAAAAGAUACAGUUCAGCAGGUGGAGUCAACCGUUUGAUCAACAUCCACAAUGAUUUGAUUUUAUACUUCAGAGAACGAAGAAACGACUAGUUUUGCAUUGACUGGUUUAUAAAGCACAAUGAGGAUUCCUAACAUACUAAAAUAUGUUUUCUUUAGUCAUCGAAACAAAUGCCAACUUUUCUGUGUCAUUGAUGUUUUUAUUGGCCUUUUAACAAUGAAGUAUUGUACUUGCCUUGCACAGGGUGUAAUGAAGCAUUCAAAGUUCCUUCCGGAUGAAUAAAGUAUAUAUCUAUCUAUCUAAGGUCAGACUGGGUUCUGU